AUGCCUCAACGCGUACUUGAUACUUUCUCAUCUAGAAAUAUGGACUAUAAAGUCCCUGCGCAUGUAGAAAUCGAUACUUAUUUCUCAGCGAUUCCAAUUUCUAAAUGGCAUCUUUUGGACGUGUAUAUAAAUUUCAAGCUGGAGGACGGCCUAAUUCAUACAGCAAAAGAAUUAUAUAGAACCUUCUGCAGGUCACUAGCUUGCAUCGAGAGAGGCGGUUACCCCAAAUUCGUUACGGAGUAUGUAAAAAAUCUAAAGAUGUUUAUGAAGCUUGCUGAGAAAAUUAUUGAGCGCGUUGAGCGACGACAAUUAAUGAAGGAAAAUGAAAUUGACAUUCAGGAAAAACAGACUAGAAAAAAUUAUGUUAAGUCUGCGAGAAAACGUAGUAAUGGAAUGUCUGAAUAUACUAUUAAAACGGACUCUAAACAAAUAUUUACAUGGGACCAUGCAAUACCAAGAAUGGAAAUAAAAGAAGCUUCUAUGAAGGAUUGGAUUAAUGACGAACACAACUUUUCAGAUUAUUUUCGGAAAUUUCAGAAGUCGAUUAUUGAAAAAUUAAAAACUGAUCCAACUUUGAGCUAUGCAACUGAUAUCGAAUCAAUAGUGGUGUCCACCAUGUCAUUUGAUACUUAUAAUAGCGCGUUAUCAAGCAUAAUGAUAUUAAGAAAGAACAAAAAGCCAAUCUAUGUUUCGUGUACUGAAAAUGAGUGGCGAAUGGCAUUCCCACAUAUUACUUAUAAAUUCAAGAUACCAGUCCUUAUCCAAGUCACUGUAUGUUCAUACAUGCAGCCUUUAAUGAGAGGUGAUUCAACAGAAUUUGAAGAUUUGUGGAGGCAGAACUGGAGUAAAGUGUCAUUAUUGGAAGAUCAAAGUGAUAAGAGGAUAUUUGACUCGAUGCAGAUCAUAACACGUAAUUUUUUUUACAAUUUACCAUAUGGUAAAAAUAAGAAUUUGUCAAAUGAGGACACUUACGUCCACAGAACCUGUCAUGUAAUUUUGGAAGAAAUUUUCCGUAUUGAAAAUAUGCAACUUGUGUGGGCAAAUGGGGAGAGUAGUUCGUCUAAAAGUCAACGUUCAGGAGAUGGCAAUGCCCAUGGAUUAAAGCCAGACCUUCGUUUAAUUAGUGAAGAUGAAAAUCAAUCUGAAAUUUUAUUUGGUGAAAUUAAACCACCAAAAGUAGAAAAUCAUAAAUUCGUUGUAAAUCAGGCACUUGCCAAAUUGGCCAAUCUUAUGAAAGAUGCACUAGAUCAGGGAAUCUAUGAUGAAACAUAUGGUGUACUCAUUAAUGGAAACAGAAUCGAGUUUUGGAGAAUUACUUUAAAUUACGAUGGUUUAUAUCAGUUCAUGUCUCUAGUUGAAAUGACCUUUCCAACAGAAGUGGCAGAAUUCCUUGUAAUUCUCUCUGUCAUGGAGAGAUGUUAUGAAUUAAAAGAACUCGUUAUUAAAACUGAGCAACGUAGCAUGAAAAAUGGUAGUUCCCAACUGAGUGUAAACUACCAGCGAGAUUCGAACUCGAAUCCUGUGAAGACAAAG
This is a messenger RNA of Acaulospora morrowiae, 1533 nucleotides long. Lineage: Eukaryota; Fungi; Glomeromycota; Glomeromycetes; Diversisporales; Acaulosporaceae. The record is from the annotation of a GenBank genome assembly.